Arabis nemorensis is the source of this 723-nucleotide messenger RNA. The record is from the annotation of a GenBank genome assembly. NCBI's taxonomy places the organism in Eukaryota, Viridiplantae, Streptophyta, Magnoliopsida, Brassicales, Brassicaceae.
AUGAGUACAUGUUCAGAGAUCACUCUACAUUCUGUUCCUCUUUGGAACAGAGCAUACUCUGUUUUCAAUGAUCACGACCAAGACUCUGUUCUACUCUACCCUGAGCUUUUUUUGUCACCAUUGAAAAACUCUCUUGUGAUCAAAACCUCUGAUUUGUCCGACGUUGUUUCGGUCGGAGAAUACAAAGUUAAAGCUAGACUCUCCUCCACUCUUCAGAGCAUUUUCGAUAAGUAUGGAGACAUCACAUCAGAUUCCAAGCUCAAAUCUCUCUCCACACGAACAUACCACCUCGAGAAACUAGCCGAGGUUGUUAUCGAGCUCCGUUCAACGUCUCUUCAUCGUCUGUCCGAAACACGAGCCAGUGAGAUUCUAGCAAUCGUUAAGGACAUAGAGACGGCAAAGAUCCGAGCAGGCUGGCUCCGGUCCGUUCUUGAAGAGGUUCUUGAGGCCACAAGGUACUUUAAAAGACGCGAGACUUCAGCUACGGAGAAAGAAGCAUGCGAACGCGGUUUAUCACUUGCGAAGCACGAAAUGGAGAUGAGUUUGAAGAAACGUGCAGAGACGGAGAAAGAGACGAAUGAGUUUCGGGAGAGAUUGAUGAAAACAACAGGGAAGUUGGGGUCUUUGGAAAUGAAGCGAACGUGUCUUGAUAAGAGAUUUGUGUUUCUGAGAUCUAAAGUCGAAAAGUUUCAGGGUCAAUCUGUUUUCAAGGACAUUUUGUGA